This is a messenger RNA of Hyalella azteca, 1034 nucleotides long. Its product is annotated as macrophage mannose receptor 1-like. NCBI's taxonomy places the organism in Eukaryota, Metazoa, Arthropoda, Malacostraca, Amphipoda, Hyalellidae. The transcript is spliced from 7 exons. Bases 108 to 1010 code for a protein of 300 amino acids. The record is from RefSeq and is a predicted model, not a curated record.
UUGAACAUACUUUUCCUUCAAGAGGCUUGUUGAACUUGUUGACUUUCGUUUGUAUUUAAAUUUAUAAAAGGUUUAAUUUAGAGUUAUACUGCCCUAGGACCACCCGGAUGUUUCCGUCGACGAUCAUCUGCUUGCUACUGCUCAUCAUCGGCGCUGUCGCAGCCGACUGUCCUGAAGGCUAUGAGGUCGUCGGGUCCAAGUGCAUCCACCGUUACACGGGUGGAUAUCUGACGUACGACGAAGCGGCCACUUACUGCACCCAGCACUUCGGCAGGCUGCCUGUGCUUAAAGACUGCGCUUCCUUCACUGAUGUCGCCAACUAUGUCAACGAUGGAUACACAAUUAAUUACAACAAGGGCUACUGGUUAGGCGCGACCAAUGGAACGCUCACCAAUGUUUGGCAGUGGAGUGACGGAGCGGCCGUGCAAAUGGGCGGUCCAUACUGGGCCCUCAAUGCUGGAGAUAAUUUGGCAACGGAACCUGGCGGUGGAACGAGUCAGAACUGUGCUUAUAUAGGGGAUGUCUCGGGCUAUUUAAUCCGAGACUACGGAUGUGAUGAUACUGAUUUUCCAGUGUGCUCAAGACCUUCAGUAGAUGGUCUCUGCCAGCAUCCUUUUGUUUUGGUUGGCACUCAGUGUGUUCACAUAGUUCCUGCCGAAUACACCUGGCCCGAGGCUCGUACCCAGUGUGGACUGGUCGGUGGGGAUCUGAUUGUUGUAGACGACUGCGAUCAGUACCACAAGGUUGCCCUCUACCUCGAUGAACAAGGUUACCCUGACUAUUGGAUCGGGGGCUCAGAUGAGGCCGUGGAAGGACAAUGGCGCUGGGUUGACGGUUCGCCGAUGACCAUGGGACUGCCUUACUGGGCAACUUCUACAGAGGGACCGCAAGAACCCGACAAUCCUGGAAAGCAGAACUGCCUGGAGCUGAACUGCGCGUGGAUGUACCGCUUCAGCAGCGCGUGGUGCAGCGAUUUAAGACGGGUGAUCUGUGAGGCAGACCCCAUCUAGAGGAGUGCUGUUCAUGCCCCAUCU